CGUUUUUCACUGUUCCCGCUGAUGAGAAAAUGGCGUCGAUGUUCAAGAAACCGAAAAGAAAUUUUCGCCAAAGAGUAGCGACCAGCGAUUCUGAUGAAGAAAAAAAUGGCAAUCAGAUGGAAACAGAAGAUAACCUCGACCAUAUUCAAAUCCUUCCUGAGCCGAAAAAGCCUAAAGAGCAAAAGAAAGACAAAAUACCGAAAUCUUCCUCCGUGCUGAGUUUUGACCACGAAGAAGGAGAUACAACUUUUCAAUUGAAGAAAUCUAGUCACAGUAAGAAAUUAGCCAAGCAACUCAAGAAGGAAUAUGAACAAGAGAAAGAGGUGGAAAGCAAGAAAGUUGUGGUGAAAACUGAAAAACCGUCUAGGCCUUUGACACCUGAGCAGGACAAACAUGUGGUGGAAGACAGAAUUAAGAAGCUGCGAGAGGACCUGAUGACGAUGAACGGAGACGAGGCGGCGGCCCUGGAGGACCCUGACAGUGAGGAAGAGGGGACAUUCAAGAAGAUGCUCAAAAGAGGCGAGAUCCCAGAUGCGACGACUAUUCACCAGAUUAGGAAGCAGCGUCAGAUGGCGAGAGACGCCGGCGACUUCAUGCCACUCGAUGACACUGUCAAGUAUGAGAACAGCAAGUCACGGCUAGUCAGAGAGGAUGAUAACGACAAAAGUGAUGAUGAUGAAGAUGAGAGGAUUGACUUCACCACUAACACUGGGGCCUUAGAUAGACAGAAGAUGAGGGACAACUUCCUCCGGGCUGAACAUGGCAGUGACGAGGGUAGUGACCAGGAGAGGGAGUGGGAGGAGCAGCAGAUACGUAUGGGGGUCUCGGCCAUACAGCAGGUGUCUUCAUCCAACGACCUCCUCAACAUGGAGCAGGACAGCCAGUCGAUGCCUGAUGCGAUGUACAACAACGGUUACCAUGGCAUCAAGCCUUUCCCUGGCGACGCAGUCAUGGCACAAGUACCUCGACGUUUGCCCCUCUCGGCCACUGAAAACAUUACCCUGGAUGGGCUUAUAAAACGCCUAAAAGAGAGGUUGAGCACAAUGGACGAGGUACACAGGGUUCACCGUCAGGAGGCAGACAAGCUCGAGCACGACAUGGAAGACUCAAAAGACUCAAUUGUCACUUGCGAGGCCUCCGUGCCUAGGUUGGAAGAACGCUUUAAGUUCUUCCAAGAAAUGAGGGGGUAUGUUCGCGACUUGGUUGAAUGUUUGAAUGAAAAGGUGCCCGUUAUCAAUGUGUUAGAAACGCGCAUGCACAAUGCGCUGCGCAAUCGUGCGGCCAAGUUUGCGAGUCGUCGACAACAAGAUAUACAGGACCAGUGCCACACCUACAUGACAAGUAAGGCCCCUGUGGUUGUGGACAAUGAGGACCAGGCUAGACAGAGGAGAAUUGCAGAACGAGAGGCCAGGAGGGCUAGAAGGAGACGUGCGCGUGAAGGCAAGAGCAUCAGUGGCCAUCACGAGGGCCUGUCUUCGGAUGAUGAGGAAAAUCAGUCUGAAAUUACAAAGUUUAACCAGGAAAGAGAUGAGAUCAUACAGAAGGUGGGUGAUGUGUUUGAGGACGUGGUGGACGACUUCAGUGACACAGGCUGCAUACGUGAGAGGUUUGCCUCCUGGAAGGCUGGCUAUGGGGACACAUACAGGGAGGCCUACAUAGGGCUCUGUCUGCCAAAACUUGUGAACCCCUUUGUGAGGCUCCAACUCAUAGCCUGGAAUCCACUGGAGGAGAACAGCAAGGACAUAGAAGAGAUGCCAUGGUUUGACUCCCUGCUCUUCUUUGGCUUUCAAGAGGAUGAGGCGUUAGACCGGGAGGAUGACGAUGUGAAACUGUUGCCAGCCAUUGUUGAUAAGAUAAUCCUACCAAAGGUUGCAUGUUUAGUUGAGACUGCCUGGGACCCACUGUCGACUUCUCAGUCGUGUCGCCUUGUAAACCUGGUCCAGAAAAUCCUCCGAGACUAUCCCACUGUCAAUGCUAAGUCAAAAAAUGUACAGGCUCUACUUCGAGCUCUUGUUCUCAGAAUGAAGAAGGCCUUAGAUGAUGACGUGUUUAUGCCAUUGUAUCAAAAAACUGUCCUUGAGAAUAGGAAUUCUGGCUCCAGUGUUUUCUUCCACCGACAGUCCUGGACAUGUAUCAAGUUGCUGGGUUCAAUCCUGUCCUGGCACGGCGUGGUGGCCACCAAGGUGCUGCAAGGCCUGGCCCUAGAUGGCCUGCUCAACCGCUACAUCAUGCUGGCCCUGCAGACUGCGCCCUUCAACCAGGAGACACUCGUCAAGUGCCAGGCGAUUGUGUCCACCCUGCCCAAGUCCUGGUUUGAGGGUCUGCAGGAUGACAAGACCAUCCCCCAGCUAGAGAACCUCUGUAGGUUCCUGGUGUAUGCAGCACAGCUGCUGGAUAAGGCUACAGAGACCGCGUCUGACACGCAGAGAAGAGAACUCAGGGACCAAAAGAAGAACAUCAACAAACUCCUUGUGAACAUUCAUGCAUUAGAACAUGCUUUAAAGUUGUCCUAGCUGACGAAUUCAAUGGAACUGUAGAAGUGCUGCAAACUUUAAUGUAACAUUCCUUGUGCUGGAAAAUAGCUGUCUGACAUGUGUAGAAAAUCCUGUAAUUGGAUUGGUUUACAAAUAGAAUGACAGCUUCUCAUGUAUUUAAAACAUUUGAAGUGUCAUAUGCCUGGCUGGAGUAAAACCAUGGGCAGAACAUUUUACAGACCAAUGAUUACAACACACAUAGGCUUUCAAGUUUUCAUGGAUAUCAGAUUUUUUCGAUUGGAAGUUUCAGGCGACUUGUUGGCAUCGUAAGAACAAGUACUUAACAAUCGUUAAAGUGAACAUCUAAUUUAUAAGAGCCUACAUAAUUAAGUGUAUAGAUGUUUAUUUAUUGAAGGUAACAAAACCUGCAGUGACAUGACUUCAAGCUUUAGUUUACUGUUGAGCUCAUUGGGACCAAAUAAAGAGUGACAAAAUGAACCCUUUCCCACUCAGAAGCAAACUUAAAAUGGCUAUGUCAGUCAGCAUAAAACCAGAACAGCUUGCAAGUAACUCACAGUCUGUUCAGCUGUUAUGCUGUUUUCUGGUCAUCAGUAUCUACAGGUCUAAAAAGAAGCCUUUAAAACUUAAAUCUAAAGGUCGCUGUGGUGUAUAAGGUCGCUGUGGUGUAAUGGAUAUGGUGUCCGCCUAGCAACCGGAAGGUCACGGGUUCGAUCCCCGCUGUGGGAGCGUUCUUUCGAUCUCCCAUAUAGACACCAAGUACUGGUUCUCUAGGCCCAGGAAACGGACUCGAGAGCAUUUCAAAUAAGUAGGAAUUACUUUCUAUGCAAUCAAGCUAAAAUAAAUAGGUUUAAACUAAACUAAACUAAAUCUUGUAAGAAAGGCCUUUAAUUAAAUUGAACUUUCUAAAGGACUACAAAUGUGUCAAAAUACAUGUCUAAGUGGUCAAAAUAUGUAUCAAAGUGGUCAAAAUAGGUAUCUAUUUAAAGUGGUCAAGGGUAAAGACUGUAGCUUAACUGGUGUGUUUGAAAGCAUUUAUUUCUUUAUUUCAAUAAUAAAACCUGUAGUAAAACUA
Messenger RNA from Dreissena polymorpha, 3567 nucleotides. RefSeq names its product PAX3- and PAX7-binding protein 1-like. The coding region runs from base 30 to 2513 and encodes 827 amino acids. The record is from RefSeq and is a predicted model, not a curated record. Gene Ontology annotation, cellular component: U2-type post-mRNA release spliceosomal complex; nucleus. Gene Ontology annotation, molecular function: DNA binding. Lineage: Eukaryota; Metazoa; Mollusca; Bivalvia; Myida; Dreissenidae. The transcript is spliced from 19 exons. Gene Ontology annotation, biological process: mRNA splicing, via spliceosome; spliceosomal complex disassembly.